Molecule: messenger RNA, 1369 nt
Organism: Sorghum bicolor (sorghum)
Lineage: Eukaryota; Viridiplantae; Streptophyta; Magnoliopsida; Poales; Poaceae
Product: BTB/POZ and MATH domain-containing protein 1
Exons: 1
Coding region: 70-1137 (355 amino acids)
Biological process (GO): protein ubiquitination
Molecular function (GO): protein binding
Source: RefSeq, a predicted model, not a curated record
GCCGGCGUCGCGUCGACGAUUCAUCGCCGUCGCUGCUCAUCGCCGUCGUCCCAACAGUUCGACACGACGAUGCGGACGGCAGUGUCUACGUUCGCAGCGAAGACAGAGCAAUGCAUGCUUGUCUUUGAGAUCUCUGAUUACAGGCUGCACAAGGGUAUGGGGAUCGGUGAGUUUAUCAGAUCCGGCACCUUCACCGUCGGUGGCUACGACUGGGCCAUCUGCUUCUAUCCCGACGGGGACGUCAAUAGCGCAGGUUACAUCUCAGUUUAUCUGGAGCUCUUGAGCAAGGACACCAAGGUGUGGGCCAGCUGUGAUCUGAGGCUGGUCGACCAAAUCACCAGGUUGUCCACGUCAGUGAACAGGACUGAGCUAAGGGUGUUCAAGUCCGGUGAUACUAUUAGUAGACGUGCUCCAUAUAAUGGCACAUUCAUUUGCCGGAGCCAAUUCGAGGCCUCAUCCUACCUUAAGGAUGAUCACUUCACCAUCCACUGCAUCACAACUGUAAGACAACCACAUGUGUCUGGACCUGAAUUACUGAACAAGAUCCAGGUCCCGCCAUCCAGGAUCACUGAGCUUCUUGGCAAAUUGUUGGAUGAAGGGGAAGGAGCAGAUGUCACUUUCAGGGUUGGAGGAGAGACUUUCGCGGCACACAAGAUAGUGCUCGCUAUGCGGUCUCCAGUUUUUAAGGCAGAGCUGUUUGGGCAAAUGAAGGAGGCGAGGGAACAGCUUGUGACCAUACAAGAUAUGCAGCCAGAUGUGUUUAGGGCCCUGCUGUAUUUCAUCUAUACCGAUUCUUUGCCAGCUGACAUGGAUGUUCGAGAUGGAGAAGGUUACAGAGAAAUGAUACGGCAUUUGCUUGUGGCUGCCGAUAGAUAUGCUGUGGACAGGAUGAAGUUGGUAUGUGCAAGCAUCCUUUGCAAGAAUCUUCAUCCCAAGACUGUGUCUGCUACUUUGGCUUUGGCUUAUCAUCAUAACUGUGACAGGCUUAAAGAUGUUUGCCUAGAGUUCAUCACCAGUUCAUCAGACGUGAUGAAUUCAGUGAUGGCAACUCAAGGCUAUCAGAAUCUUAAGGCAACUUGCCCUUCUGCACUAGUAGAUGCAUUUGAGAAGUCGUCAAAGAAGUUCCAAAAAACUUAAGGUUAUUGUUUGAAGCUGUUCAUCAGCGCAAAAGUUCUCAAGUUACACAAAUUCUCUAAAGAUUUUUCUCUAGUGGCUCAUAACAUCCAUAUAUCGUUUUGCAGCAGCAGCUUAGAGUUAGACGAAUCUUAAAAUGGUUAGGCUAAAUAUUUCUUUUCAGCAAAUAGAACUGUCAUUUGUUUUGCUAUGUCUUUCCAUCCUGUCGUCAAUCUAGUAAUGUUUAGUUGCACAU